UAAAUUUUAGGGCGAACGGAGAAAAGAGAUAUUCACUUUGUUAAACUAUGGAAGUGUUACCAGAGGAGGACUGUGAAGAGGACGUUACUGUAACAGACGAUGAAGAGGAUGAUGAAGAGAGCGCGCGGGAUCUGGAGAGCAGCCUGUCUAACAUACGAAUAACCCCUACGGUCACACACAUCACAAAGCCAAGACCUCGAGUGGCCCUUUCCAAAUGUCCAUCCUCAUACAAGGAGAACUCCUCCCAGGAGAAGCUCAUGCUAGCGAUGGCAGAAAACUUCCGGCAGCAGUAUGUGCUUUUGUACCCUGAUCGCAAAGCGCUUCUGCUGUGUCCUGUGAAUGAGUGCGGUGUUCAGAAAUUUGUAAGCACCACUUUGCGAAGCACCUUGCUGCCGUAUCCUGAGCUGUACGACUGGGAGGGAUGUGCCAGUUUUGUGGCUGAUUAUCUCUCGUUGGAGUUUCUGGAUCCACCGUUUGAACUUCCCAAGCAGCUGUCAUCGCCCACCUGGGUUCUGCAGACUCAAAGAGGAACGUGUUUUGAUUUCUCCAUAGUGCUGUGUAGCCUGUUGUUGGGCGCAGGAUACAAUGUUUACUGCGUCAGUGGCUACGCUACUAAAGAGAUGUGUCUUCUUGAUCAGUCACGACAAGAGUGUCCCCUACUGCAGCCUCAAAUACAAGAUAAAAUAGUGGAACCAAAGAAGCCGAUAAAGAAAUACUCUGUAAAACCUCCACGUGACUUGCACAGCAACUUUGAAAGGCGUCAAGAGGAGAAACAGCAAGCAGAAGCUGAAGCAGCCGCACUGAAGAAACAACUAAAUGCAGAGAGACUUCAGAAGGAGCGAGAACGUCCACCACCCGACCCUCUUCGGGGCUUGAGAGUUCACUGCUGGGUUCUGCUGCUUGCAGGGAACAGGGAAAUACCUGAGAACUUCUUCAUUGACCCUUUGACGGGCAAGAGCUACUCCACCACCAAUGAGAACUUCCUGGGCAUAGAGAGCGUCUGGAACCAUCAAAACUACUGGGUCAACAAGCAAGAUUGCACUUUGGGUUGUAAUGAGAUGACCUUUGACCUGGGCGAUCUUUCAAAAUGGGAGUAUGUGCUAUGUGGCCAAUCUCUGUCAAUCAUUUCAGACCCAAAGACACUUGAAGAGCCAGAAGACGAGGAGGAAGAGGAAAUGGAUGAGCUAAAAGUGUUUGAGAUGCCUCGAUCUUGGGUGACUACAAUAAACAUUUCACCGGCAGAUAUGGAAAUGCGUUAUCCAGGUGGUAUGAAGGUUAUUGACUACAGGAAGGCCAAGCUGGAGAAGUUUGCCCCUUAUCUUUUGAAAGAUGGUCUGGUGACCAAACUCACCACUUAUAAAGAUCUCGAUUGCACACAAGCCAGCACUAUUAAGGAAUGGUUCAAACAUCGAAGUGAUCAUCUUGACGAGAGAGAACUACACACAGACAGCAAUAAGACAACUGAGCAUUUCAGGCCUGGAAGAAGUGAUGCUCUCAAAUACCACAGGUACCUCACUUUGGUUCCUGAGACGGAGCGUCAGAUGGACUUUUAUAGUCAUAUUCGCAUAGAUGGUCUAGCCAGAAGAAUCGAGAAGCCUUUCGAAAUGACAGAAACCUUUGAAGACCGCACUGACUUCCUCUUUUAUCGACAUGCUGUUUACGGAAAGCAAAUCAAAGUGAUUCGGGCUGGAGAGGCUCUUGAACAACGGCCUCUGCAGAGGGUGGAGGAGCACUUUCACAGAGAUCAUUCUAAGCCAGCAAGUAAAGAUGUGUCUGAACGGAUCUUUAUGGUGUCGGACAGACGGAUCCAAGUGACCUUUCAUCUCGAGGAUGACAGGAUCAUCCCAGCUUGGCUCAACUUCAUCAAACCCAAAGAAGCGGCAGACUCAAAGAAAGCACAAGCUUUUACUCCACAGAUGGUGUCUGGCUUUCAGGUGGAUCCUUCUACUAAACCCUACACGAACUUGCAGUUAUAUGAAAUGCUUGUGGAACUGAUGAGAGAAGAGGAAAAUGUUGAACUUUGUAUCAGAGAUUCAGAAAAAGAGGUUAGGUCCAUCCUUUCUUCAAGAGAAAAAGAGGACAGUUAUACUGACCUGCAGAUCUCUAUCUACAACCCUACAAGGAACGAAACGGCCCGUCUGCACAUGGAAGAAAAGGAACGUAUGGCUAAAGAAAAGAAGCAGCGGCAGAAAGAGAAAGAGCUGGACCUGUUGGCUCCAUCUCAGGUCCGACUGGGACUCCCAGAAGUCCUCACACGCCAGGACGCACUUCAGCUGAGGACAGACUGUCUGAAUGAGUUUAAACAGCAGCUCUUUAACAAAGCCAGCCUCAUCCAGAGCAGAAUGGAAAAGGAGACAGAGGAGUUGCAGAAGAAGCAGCUGCGGUACCAGAAGAACUAUCUCACAAUGUCCAACGAGGACGAGGACGAUUACCUUGCCUACUGCUCUGACGCCAUGUUCAGGAUCCAAGUUCUCAAAAUGAGACUCAUUCGACACAAGGAAAGAGCACCUCAGAAGUAUCUGGCACUGGAGGAGAAACUAAAAAGACAUCCACGGUUGGCCAGUCACUUGUUGUAACAAGACAAGUGCAUCCUAGUAUACGGCUCCACCUAUCCCAGACCGUCACAUAUGACCUCAAUAAAGUUUUUUGUUGCAUCA
Carassius carassius (crucian carp) is the source of this 2657-nucleotide messenger RNA. RefSeq names its product coiled-coil domain containing 135 (gene drc7). Bases 48 to 2576 code for a protein of 842 amino acids. Lineage: Eukaryota; Metazoa; Chordata; Actinopteri; Cypriniformes; Cyprinidae. The transcript is spliced from 18 exons. Gene Ontology annotation, biological process: flagellated sperm motility. The record is from RefSeq and is a predicted model, not a curated record. Gene Ontology annotation, cellular component: motile cilium.